Miscanthus lutarioriparius is the source of this 444-nucleotide messenger RNA. NCBI's taxonomy places the organism in Eukaryota, Viridiplantae, Streptophyta, Magnoliopsida, Poales, Poaceae. The record is from the annotation of a GenBank genome assembly.
AUGCGCCUGCACCCAGUCGGGCCACUCCUGACGCCGCGGCUGGCUCGGGAGGACGUGUCCGUGGGCAGCGACGACAUCCCGGCAGGCACGCGCGUCUUCAUCAACGCCUGGGCCAUCGGCCGCGAUCCGGCGGUGUGGGAAGCUCCCAUGGAGUUCCGCCCGGAGCGCUUCGUCGGGAGCAGCGUGGACGUGAAGGGGCAGCACUUCGUGCUGCUGCCGUUCGGGUCCGGCCGCCGGAUGUGCCCUGGCAUGGGCCUCGCCCUCAGGAUGGUGCCUAUGAUCUUGGCCAACCUGCUGCACGCCUUCGCGUGGAGGCUCCCCGACGGUGUGGAGGCCGAGGAGCUGAGCAUGGAGGAAACGUUCGGGCUCACCGUGCCGCGCUUGGUCCCGCUCGAGGCCGUCGCUGAGCCCAAGCUCCCAGCUCGCCUAUAUGCAGGCCCGUGA